Molecule: messenger RNA, 1042 nt
Organism: Rubroshorea leprosula
Lineage: Eukaryota; Viridiplantae; Streptophyta; Magnoliopsida; Malvales; Dipterocarpaceae
Source: the annotation of a GenBank genome assembly
CUUGGCAAUUGAACCCUGUUCUGUACUUAAUUCGUUUUUUCAGCACUGGAACUACAAAUCAUGUAACCUCAUCUUCUAUGUAUUUAAUGAUGCAGCUGGUGUGUUACUGUGUUAACAACUUUGGUGCAUCUUCUUGCAAACUGGAGAAUACUUCAUUUGAUUUUGUUAUUAUUCGUGAAGCUGCUGUCACUUCAAAUUGCAUCCUGGAUGGCUCUACUAAAGAACCUUCUCUGAAUGCUAGGCAGAACUUCUAUGGAGAUGUCAUCAUGCCCAUGCUCCCUGUCAAGCACAGCAUGCAUGAGCUUAUAUUGAAUUGGUCAUCCAAGGCAAUUUACAGGGGUAAGAUCAAAGGCCAUGCAAGUUUUGCUACACACAUUCUUUCUUCUCUUGAGAAUGUGAAGACAAUGACACUAUGUCUUCUACAGCCGCAAUCCUCCUUUGGUUCAUCUAGAUGUAUCAUGGAAGAAAAGAAGGAUGAAGAAGAUAGGACACUGAAUGAAGGUGAAGGCGUGAAGCAGAGAUUGCUAUUUCACAUGCAAAUAGACUUACUUACUCAGGGCGGAGUCCAAGCUUCUAAUAUUGGAAUUAUUACCGCAUGUGUUAUGCUGGUUCUAUUACUAACGAUGUUGAGAAGCAAUGAGGACUGGCCAGAGGAUACAUCAACUGUGAAUGUAGCUUCUUCUUGGUCCACAACCCCACUUGAUACAACUAAAUGCAAGAUGGAUACUUCUUAUUAUUCUAGAAGUGGCAGAUUGGUCUAGCAGUGGUUAUGAGGGAUGCUUGAGGACAGAAUCUAAGACAAGAAGCUGUAAGGAUUCAGGACCCUUUUUGGAUAAAAAUAUUCGUUUGGAACUGAUUGUAUUCCAAUCAGUAAGGAACCUUCCCCCUUUUAUUUUUUGUUUUUCUGUUAUGAUCCUUCAAAUGUAAUGGUGCUUUCAUAUUUUUAUGUUGAAUUUAAAUUUGUUCAUUGUUUUUGAUGGUUCGCUGAUCUUGUUAUUUGCUUCUUUUUUUCGUUUCGUUUAAAUGAAUGCUGCUGUGAUUU